AUAAUAUAAACAAUGUGGAGUUUAGUCAUAAAACAUGUAAUUUACUCACCAAAGGAAACCGCAUACCGGACUAUAAAGUCUAUCGCUCCUAGAGUGAGAUUUGCGCCUAGUCCUACAGGAUAUUUACAUUUAGGAGGCUUGAGAACUGCUUUAUACAAUUACCUGUUCGCCAAAUCGGAAAAUGGAACAUUCAUAUUGAGAAUUGAAGAUACAGAUCAGUCUAGAAAAGUAGAGGGCUCUGUGCUAGCUUUGAUUAGAGACUUGGAGUGGGCAGGAGUGGAAUGCAAGGAGGGACCUAACGUUGGCGGAAAAUAUGGCCCUUAUGUGCAGAGCGAGAGAUUACCUAUUUAUCAAGACCAUAUAACAAAGCUUCUAGAUAAUGGUUCAGCAUAUCGCUGUUUCUGCACAGAACGUCGUCUGAACAUCCUCAGACGAGACGCUAUCAAGGCACAGAGAGUGCCCAAAUACGAUAACCGAUGUAGAUUUUUAAGUGAUCAAGAUAUUAAAGAUAAGAUAAAGGCUGGAACACCUUAUUGUGUUCGGUUUAAGUUAACCUCAGACUGCAUGUCAUUCGAAGACCUAAUCUAUGGAGGUAUAGCCUACGACGUUUCCCUGAACGAAGGAGACCCAGUUUUAAUGAAAAGUGAUGGUUACCCGACAUAUCAUUUCGCCAAUGUGGUUGAUGAUCAUCUUAUGAAGAUAACACAUGUUUUAAGAGGAGUUGAGUGGCAGAUAUCCACUACUAAACAUUUGCUUAUUUAUAAUGCAUUUGGUUGGGAACCUCCGCAGUUUGGUCAUCUGCCGUUAAUAGUGAAUUCUGAUGGCACGAAACUUAGCAAACGACAGAACGAUGUCAAAGUCGAAGAAUACAGAAAUAAAGGUAUACUUCCCUUGGCUUUGGUAAAUUACAUUACGUUAGCCGGAGGGGGAUUCGAUCACGUACCAGGGGAAGGAGUCCGGCUGAAGACAAUGGACGAUUUAGCUGAUGAAUUCCAGAUUGACAAAAUAUCAUCAAAUCCAUCACGUCUGAAUCCUGACCUCUUAGAAGAAUGCAAUAGAUUAGAAAUCAAACGUCAACUGAAAAACCCAGAACUAUCAGUACAAUUAGUAAGAAAACUUCAAAGUCUGAUAUUAGAGACGUAUCCAGAUCAAAAAUUCAACGUUACAGAAGAUCACGUUAAAACUGUACUUAAUUGGGCGGUAUCGAGAAUAUCAAGAUUAGAAGAAUUAGUGACAAAUAAAUUUGGUUUCCUAUGGAUUUUGCCGACAAAUGAAGAUAUCGAGUUGGAUAAAGAAUUAUUACACAAAUUGAUUAAUAAUCUACAAAGAUUAGAAACGUUUGAUGAGACCUCUAUAAAGGAUAAUUUAAAAUUGUUUUCUAAAGAGAACAAUGUGAAGUUUCCAGAGCUAAUGAAAAUGUUGAGGGCAGUUUUGAGUGGUCUCAAUGAGGGACCUGGUGUAGCUGAAAUGAUGCAUUUGCUAGGUAAAGAUCAAGCGUUGACUAGAAUAAAGUCGGUUGCACGAUGA
Messenger RNA from Hyposmocoma kahamanoa, 1527 nucleotides. It is a transcript of the gene GluRS-m, whose product is annotated as probable glutamate--tRNA ligase, mitochondrial. The transcript has 6 exons. NCBI's taxonomy places the organism in Eukaryota, Metazoa, Arthropoda, Insecta, Lepidoptera, Cosmopterigidae. The record is from RefSeq and is a predicted model, not a curated record. Gene Ontology annotation, molecular function: tRNA binding; glutamate-tRNA ligase activity; zinc ion binding. Bases 13 to 1527 code for a protein of 504 amino acids. Gene Ontology annotation, biological process: glutamyl-tRNA aminoacylation.